GCUGGGCGGAGCCGCCGGUUUUCACUUCCUUAUUGGACACAGCUAAUAGUGCUGCACAAUGAAAGUCCUCACUUUAUUGAGUUUAUUUUCAAUAUUUUUAUUAGCGAACAGCAUUAACAUCGAGGACAACGCAGGGCAGUUCUUCAGCAGUGGUCAUACUAACAAUUGGGCUGUUCUGGUGUGUACAUCCAGAUUCUGGUUCAACUACCGUCAUGUGGCUAAUACUCUGUCCGUCUACAGAAGUGUUAAGAGGCUGGGCAUUCCUGACAGCCACAUAGUUCUCAUGCUGGCUGACGACAUGGCUUGUAACCACAGAAACCCCAAACCUGCCACAGUGUUUAGCCACAAGAACAUGGAGCUGAAUGUGUACGGUGAUGAUGUGGAGGUAGACUACCGGGGAUAUGAGGUGACAGUGGAGAACUUCCUCCGUGUUUUGACUGGAAGGCUGCCACCCAGUACUCCACGCUCAAAACGCCUCCUCUCUGAUGACCGAAGCAACAUCCUCAUAUACCUGACAGGCCAUGGUGGGAAUGGCUUUCUGAAGUUCCAGGACUCUGAGGAGAUAAGUAACGUGGAACUGGCUGACGCGUUUGAACAGAUGUGGCAGAAAAGAAGGUACAAUGAGCUGCUCUUCAUCAUUGACACCUGUCAGGGCGCCUCCAUGUAUGAGAGGUUCUACUCUCCAAACAUCAUGGCUUUGGCCAGCAGUCAGGUUGGAGAGGACUCCCUGUCGCACCAGCCAGAUUUGGCCAUAGGCGUCCAUUUGAUGGACCGUUACACCUUCUACCUGCUGGAGUUCCUGGAGGACAUCCACCCUGCAAGCAAAGCCAACAUGAAUGACCUGUUCAAAGUAUGUCCCAAGAGUCAGUGUGUGUCCACUCCGGGCCACCGUACGGACCUUUUUCUGAGGGACCCAGGAAGUGUCCUCAUCACAGAUUUCUUUGGUAGUGUCCGCAAAGUUGAGAUCACCAUGGAAACUAUCAUCUUGCCCGACCCCAUCAAGCAGGUGGAGCAGAAUGCUGUGAAUACAGAGCUGCAAACAGAGAAGUACUCUUAUGCUGACCAGCUGCCAGUGUCUGAGAUUAUCCAUCAGAAACCAAAGCAGAAAGACUGGCAUCCUCCUGAUGGCUUCAUCCUGGGCCUGUGGACUCUAAUCCUCCUGGUCUUUUUCAAGACGUACGGCAUGAAGCACCUCAAACACAUCUUCUGAGGCCUCAAUGUUUACCCUGCUGGAUAACUGAGGACAUGAAGCUGCAGAUCAGGAGCUUUUACAGAAUGGAUAUUAGAGGAAUGGUGCAGUUUGUGACAGGCUUAUUUUCCUGAAAAUGGAAAAGGAGAUAUAUGGCAUCAGAACUGCUUGGCCAGAAACUGCAUGAUUGCCUUUUCCCCCCUUUUGGAUGAUUGCUCUCUACUGAUGAAAUGUAAACAUGUGUGUAUUAUUCCAAAUACUUGAAAGUCAUGCAUCAGAUUUGCGAAGCCACAAAUGUACAUGAGCAACAGUGGGAUCAUUUGAACUGUUUUGUGUUUUAUUUUUGACAAGGAAUUCAACUUAUGUUUAUUAAUUUUUUAUAUCAAAACUUCUGUUUUGUCAAGUCUUCCCUAAUUGCCUUGAUUUGGUUAAAAAAGCAGUGAAUUGAGUCAGCAGAUAAGAAUUUAAUUUAUUUUCGAGAGCGCACUGCUCUGCAUAUUUCAGCAGCAGCCUUUUUGUUUAAGUGCUGCUCAGAACGUCUGCACGGUCAAAAAGGGAAAAUGUGGGAUGAGUGCAGGCUGAUUGGCUGAGAGUGGGCUGUGGAGAGAUUACUAUUAAAUGUCUCCCCCUGACCAUAUACAUUACACCCCUUGACCGUCAUAUCACGCUUGUGAAGGAUAACAAUCACACAUAAUCUCAUCUCACAUGAUGGACCCAUCCACUUUCCCAUUCACCAAAUUGCCCUCGCUGUGGAAACAUCCAUUAGCUACCCCAGCCGUGUACUCCGCUGAUUGUAUUCUGGGUGAUGGACAGCUAUUUCCCCGGUCAUUCUAUGUCUCACGCUAUGGCAGCGAUAAGUGAGUGAUAACCUAGUAAGCCGAGGGCCGUCCCAAAUGAAUCUCCUCUGUGCUGGGACAUGUUUUCCUCCUUUUUUCUCUCCAUGUGUAACCACUCUGUAUUAGGCUCAUUGUUGGGGGGAGUGACUGAUGCUCAAAGCAUAUGGAUUAAACUUGCGGUACUUUAUCUUUGCUCCUUGGCGUGAGGACACGCCCAUUGGGUGCCCGCUGCAUCUCUCCCUCAUGGCUGAAGGGGGAAAUAGAUGAACCGUAUGAAUCUGAAGGCAUCUGCCGUAUCAGCCACCAAGUACCGUUUCUUACACAUUAUUUAUGCAACGCUUAUUUCUUCUCCCUUUUUCUCUCCCGUUUCUUAUUUCCUGUAUUCUCAUUCACCUUUCAGAGAGUUCAUUUUAUUUAAAUUGGUAGGAUUUUGAUACCCUCAUUUAAGAUGAAACACUUAAUAAAAGAAAUGUAUUUGUGUCUUUAA
This is a messenger RNA of Micropterus salmoides (largemouth bass), 2512 nucleotides long. It is a transcript of the gene pigk, whose product is annotated as phosphatidylinositol glycan anchor biosynthesis, class K. Gene Ontology annotation, molecular function: GPI-anchor transamidase activity. Gene Ontology annotation, cellular component: GPI-anchor transamidase complex. Bases 59 to 1210 code for a protein of 383 amino acids. NCBI's taxonomy places the organism in Eukaryota, Metazoa, Chordata, Actinopteri, Centrarchiformes, Centrarchidae. The record is from RefSeq and is a predicted model, not a curated record. Gene Ontology annotation, biological process: attachment of GPI anchor to protein; proteolysis; protein localization to cell surface. The transcript has 11 exons.